Macrosiphum euphorbiae (potato aphid) is the source of this 261-nucleotide messenger RNA. Lineage: Eukaryota; Metazoa; Arthropoda; Insecta; Hemiptera; Aphididae. The record is from the annotation of a GenBank genome assembly.
AUGCGUUGGGACCAAGAUGAGACACCCGCCACGCCGGCAUUUAUCGUGUGUUCUUUCGCGGGUGGCUGUCAGGGCUCGCGUUUCCCACACGAAAAACAACCCUAUGCUCCACGUGUACCCGGCAGGUGGGCCGAUGCAGCAGCAGCAGCUGAGGUCGGCGAUAAGUUUUUAUUCUUACCGCAGGAAUAUUCUUUUAAUAUUAUCGCUGUCGUUUUUCACCCCAACCCUCAUACCCACCUCCCCGCAUUCUUCACCGUGUAG